Morone saxatilis (striped sea-bass) is the source of this 2238-nucleotide messenger RNA. RefSeq names its product zinc finger and BTB domain containing 8B (gene zbtb8b). The transcript has 6 exons. The record is from RefSeq and is a predicted model, not a curated record. Bases 178 to 1779 code for a protein of 533 amino acids. Gene Ontology annotation, biological process: regulation of transcription by RNA polymerase II. Gene Ontology annotation, molecular function: protein binding; DNA-binding transcription factor activity, RNA polymerase II-specific; RNA polymerase II cis-regulatory region sequence-specific DNA binding. NCBI's taxonomy places the organism in Eukaryota, Metazoa, Chordata, Actinopteri, Moronidae.
GACACGGAAGAAUGAGCCUGGCUAGCAUCAAUGUUUGUGUCAUGAUAAACGUUUUGUCCCCUUCAGUCGCGGUAUCCUACAGGUGAGACCGUGCUGUGUGUGCUCGUACCUCAGUGUGUGUCAGCAUGCAGGGCAGGGCCGGUCGCUGUUGUCACUAAGGCUCACUGAGGUGUAGACAUGGAUGUGCCUUGCUACCUGCCCAAACUGCUGUUUGAGCUCAAUGAGCAGCGUAAGAGAGACUUCUUCUGUGACUGCAGCAUUCUUGUGGAGGGCCGGGUCUUCAAGGCCCACCGGAAUGUGUUGUUUGCUGGCAGUGGCUAUUUCCGGGCUCUUCUGGUUCACUAUCUGCAGGAUAACGGACAGCGCUACAGCACAGCAUCGUUGGACAUCGUGACAGCCGAUGCCUUCUCUAUUAUCCUGGACUUCCUUUACUCCGGCCGCUUGGCGCUGAACAGAAGCAAUGUCAUUGAGGUGAUGUCAGCAGCCAGCUACCUGCAGAUGACCGAUCUGGUCAACUUUUGUAAGGGAUACAUCCGCUCAUCUUUGGAAAUAUGCAACAAGGAGAAGGAGAGGAGCACGGAGAAGGAGAGCCAGGCACAGGAUGGAGGGAUUGGUCCUGCAGACAGCGGCACUCCUGCUGCGACAAUCCCCAGUGGCGCCGAGGCUGCGGAGCCUCCAUCGCAGGUUGCAGAGGCAGAUAGAGGGUCGGGUUUAGGUCCGGAGUCUGUGAGCUCGGCCAGAACCCCCUUAUCUAUCCCUGUCACCACAGCUCCAGGCAGCAGCAGGGACAUGGACAGUGACUACCAUUCCAGGGAGGAAUUUGGACCUGUGAGCGAAGGACAGAAGGGACACAUGGAUCAGACCAACCUCUCAUCCUCCUCAUCGUCUGCUUUGACCCCCGAGUUAGUGAACCCUAAGAUAGAGUACGACCCAGAUGAGGAGCUUAUGGAGUCCCCUGACACCAAAGACCUGGCCUCAUAUCCUGGGCCCUCUCUCCAUAACCCUCAUCAUAGCAGGCUACUUCCGCCAAGUCCCUCCCCCUCCAAUGAGCGCUCUCCCUUAGGAUACAGCCCUUCCUUCAAUGCCAGGCAGCUGAUUGAGAUUCUGGCCAGAGGUGAAGGCCCCAGUCCUCUUGGGGACAGAGUGGGGCAGCGCUUUACUCAAGGACUAGGUAGCAGCACAGGAGGAGGCAGAAUGGAUGAAGGUUUAGGGUUUGUGGGAUCUUCUAUAAUGGAGAUCCAGUCUGAUUGGCUUGGAGAGGACACAGGCGACGGUUUGGUAGUGCCGGUGAAACUUCACAAGUGUCCAUUCUGCCCGUACACUGCCAAGCAGAAGGGAAUCAUGAAGAGACACAUCCGUUGCCACACGGGAGAGAGGCCCUUCCCCUGCCCAAUGUGUGGCAAGAGGUUCACAAGACAGGAGCACCUUCGCAGCCACGCCCUCAGUCUACCUACAGUCUCUUCAGUGGUCCACAGACACUACUGGCCAGUUUCAUGUAAGAGCUGCAGGCGAACCUUCACUGGAUCGGGCGUUUCACCAGGACUCAGGCGCUUUGGCAUCUGCGACAGCUGCAACUGCGUGACCACCACUCAUGACGAUUCCGCCCCUGUCCACCCCGCCAACCAACCAGAGUCCAUGGAACGUGCGGACGGGGGUACGGAUUGGUCCAAUUUUAUGGACGACGUGGAUGAAGUGGAGGUUGGCAGAGUGGAGGACUUGGUAGAGAAACAGAUGCUUGAGAGGCAGCUGGUCUGUACUGAUGUAGGUCACACACUGUGAAUCCCACUGUGCUUGGAGAAGAACUGUUUUUACUGUUCGGGUUAACCGUGGCCAUACUGUUAUUGAUGUUACAUUAUUGCUGUAAGAUGACCCUAUCUAUUGACUCAUUUGUAAUGAGAAAAUUUGUCCUUUUUACUGUUGGAGAUAUUGUGCUCCAGUGAUUUUAGAUUCAGUGUUUUGUUUCAUGUGGUCUUAAAAUUCCCUGCACAUGUCAUUGCAAAGUUAAUCAAAUCCCAAUUUCGCUGUAUGUACGGUACAUGAACAGAAUGUAGCCGUCAAAGUUGUAGUUUUAUGGAUUUUUCUUAACUUUACAGACCAUAGACAAAGUUACCGGUGUCCAAAAAGAUUACAGUUCACAGAUACAUCGAUCUCUGUGGUUAUAAUGGGGCCAUUUUGGGUGUUAUUGCAAUAAAUGUGUUGUGUAAUUGUGGACCAAUUCCCUUUAUCACACCUUGUGAA